Bolinopsis microptera is the source of this 1548-nucleotide messenger RNA. Its product is annotated as proteasomal ubiquitin receptor ADRM1-B-like. The record is from RefSeq and is a predicted model, not a curated record. Lineage: Eukaryota; Metazoa; Ctenophora; Tentaculata; Lobata; Bolinopsidae. Gene Ontology annotation, cellular component: nucleus; proteasome regulatory particle, lid subcomplex; cytoplasm. Gene Ontology annotation, molecular function: proteasome binding; endopeptidase activator activity. Bases 12 to 950 code for a protein of 312 amino acids. The transcript has a single exon.
CCAGCUGCAAAAUGGCACUCCCUCUUUUUGGCGGAACUCAACAGAAGUCCACAAAGAACCUGAUCGAGUUCAAGGCAGGCAAGAUGGUCCAGAAGGGUAAGAUGGUGCACCCCGACACCCGGAAGGGCAUGAUAUACGUCUACAAGAGUGAGGAUAGUCUGACUCACUUCUGUUGGAAGGACCGGUCCACUGGGGAGGUUGUGGACGAUCUGAUUAUAUUCCCUGAUGAUGCAGACUUCUCACGUGUAACUCAGUGUACCACGGGACGUGUUUACAUCAUGAAGUUCAGGAGUAGCAACCGGAGAUUCUUCUGUUGGAUGCAGGAGCCCAAGGAGGACAAGGAUGAGGAAAAGUGUAAGAAGGUUAACGAGAUCCUAAACGGGAAUGCAGCAGCAGCAGCAGAGGAAACUACCCCCGCUGCCACUACGGCUACUCCCGCUACUCCUGCUACCCCCAGUGGUGCUGCUAAUCUGGGGCAAUCCCAACUCAUGGACAUGCUCUCAGGAACACCAGUCUCCAGCAGAUCCAACGGAGCGCCUGUAUCUGUUGCUGCGCUACAAAACAUACUACAGAACAUGCCCAGCAACGGGGGCGCACCUAAAGAAAGUGUCACACCUGCCAGUGUGAUCAGCAAAGAAGCUAUAGACGGUCUGCUGGAGUGUCCAGAUACUGUGGCUAAGCUAGAACAGCACCUCCCUGAAGCGCUGCGCGGGAACCCGGAGACAAUGCGCGGCACUCUCAACUCACCCCAGUUCCAACAGGGACUACAGCUGUUCAGCAGCGCUUUCAAGUCCGGACAGCUUGCUCCGUUGAUGAAGAGUUUAGGUUUUACAGAUAGUGCUGGCAAUGCUGCUGCUGGAGGAGACUUUGAGGCGUUUGUACGCGCCGUGGCAGACGCGACUAAGGAGAAGGAGAAGGAUGAUGUAGAGGAGGACAUGGCUCUGGACUAGUUUUGUUCGUGCAUCUAUCACGUGCGAGUCACGUGCGUGCCUUGCAUGUUUAACAGAAACCAGCUUAAUUGAUAUUUGUGGGAACUUGUGGAAACAAAUUGGGAUUUUUGAUUGAUGUAGACAUCAACACUGUGUGGCAUCUAUUUAAUAUUGCAAAACGGUUUUCUUUAUAAAGACUAUGCAAAGUGUUGAGAGAUCUUUUGUAAAGUUCAAUGUUUCGGUGUAUUUCUACAUUUGUAUCCUACAUGUACAUUGUACAAUUGUACAUUGUACAUGUGUCUUUGUAGCUUACUGUUUUUUUCCGGAGAUGAUCAAAUAUUUUGAGUUUUCCAGGUCUGCCCCCAAAAGUGUUUCGCUAGCUUUCUUUGCUGAUGAUAAUAUUAUGCCAAUAGUGACUAUAAUAAUGAACGGGAGAGUUUUUGUCGAGGAUAUUAAAUGAUUUUUUCAGGGAUGAGUUCUAGUCUGCGUGUGUAGCCGGUAGCCAAUUUAAACUGUAAUUUGUGAAUUUUAGCAGUUAAUACUAAUUUAGAAGUAAAGUAAAAAGAACUGUAUUUUGGAUUGGUUAUACAAUGUACCAAGUAAUAUUGAGUUAGCUACA